AUGAGUGAAUCAAUGCAAUUCUCCUCUUACUCCGAAAGUCCAUCUGAGAACACUGGAACAAGCAGCAUCAGCAGCACCAUUGCUUGCCAAGAGGAGUUUGAGACAGUUGGAGAUUUGUCAGCGAUGGACAUGGAAUGCGACAUCCAAACAGAGCGCAUCACAAAGAGUCUGGACAAGCUGGUGUACCAGACAAAGCUAGCGCUCUGCAUUCCUGCCUUGAAACGCGGUAAAAUCUUGACGAAUAUUUUAACGUCCAGAGAUUUAGACGACGUGAAGCUCAUUAUUUUGCAGUACGACGAUCCUUUUUCGUCUAAGAGUACUAUGAAUAUGAAUGCUCUUGAAGACAUGCAAGCGGGAGACAUGUCAUUGAGGAACCGUGUGAACACUGACUUAAGUAACUUGAUGUCUACUCUGUAUAGCUAUCCAGCGCUGAAGCCUCACGUGGAAAAACUUGUAGAAAACAUGAAAAGAGAUACUUUAUGCAGCAAAAACCAGAGUAUAAAAUCCUCGCCCGGUUUGAACUAUCUGCUAAAGUUGGAAGAGUUCCGCGACCUAAUGGUGCAGAGAAUGAAAACCACGGCGGCUGAAGAGAUCUCAGCGAUCAUACGCACCAGGAAACUUGAAAAACUCAACGAUGAGUCGCUAAAGAAAAUCGCAGAGGACAAAAAGUGCCUUCAGGAAGAAAAACUUGAGCACGAAAAACAAUACCGACAGAACGGGGAAGUGAUAGCUCAGCUCAAACGAGAGCUACAAGUCAACCAGCAAAAAUCUGCCGGUGUGAGGAAAAAACAGAUCCUGGAGUCUGAAAGACUAAUGGUACUAGCCACGCGAGCCCACAAGGUCAGGUACCAAAUGCUCAAAGAGGAAGAGGUAGAGAGCCGGGAGCUUUACGACAGAUCACUCAGUAACAAUAUGACGGCUGAAAAACAACUCCGGGAUCACAGAAGGAAAGUAGAAUCGCAGUUGCAGACGUGGUUGCAGAAAUACGACUUAGAAAUGUCGGCUAAGCAGAAAGAUCUGGACGAGAUCACACAGCAGUACGACGACGAGGCUAAGAAAUGCAAGGAACUGGAGCGCAAGCUAGAGAAACAGGACAAGGAGUUCUUCCCCCUAAUGGAGGAGAAGGAAAAUGAAUACCAUCAAGAGAUGACCGCCAAGUUGGACAAGUUCAUCGUCGAGCACGCCGCGAGGGUCAUACAGUACGCUUGGCGCACGACGUUGCAGAAUCGUAAUGAAAAGAAAACGUUAAUAAAGUUAAGGAGAAAAAUGGAAGCGGAGAAACAAGCGGCGGCUAAAAAAGCAGAAAUUGAAGCCAAGAAGCAAGAGCUGCUAGAUAAGAAGGAAAGAGCAAAAGAGAAGGCUGAAGCUAAAGAAGCAGCUAAAGCUGCCAAGUUAGAAGCCAAGGCUAAUAAAGAGAAAGAAGCAGGAGGAGCUCCUGCAAAAGGGCAAGCGGAAAAAUAA
Molecule: messenger RNA, 1461 nt
Organism: Cydia amplana
Lineage: Eukaryota; Metazoa; Arthropoda; Insecta; Lepidoptera; Tortricidae
Product: dynein regulatory complex protein 10-like
Exons: 11
Coding region: 1-1461 (486 amino acids)
Source: RefSeq, a predicted model, not a curated record